Clonostachys rhizophaga is the source of this 3507-nucleotide messenger RNA. The record is from the annotation of a GenBank genome assembly. Lineage: Eukaryota; Fungi; Ascomycota; Sordariomycetes; Hypocreales; Bionectriaceae.
AUGCAAGAAGAGCACAAUUUUCACGCAACAUUAUGGGGUGCUGCUAAGAAUCUAAGAAGAAGCGAUUGGGAAAUUAUUCUGCCACUCUAUAAUGAGCUAGAGAGGCAGGGACAUGAUCCUCGGGUCCGGGUUGGAGAGCACAUCUUUACGGAGAGUAAAGUAAAGAGAGCUCGUCGAGAGUAUUUGAAAGCAGGUCUUGUGACGAAUGGGGAUAAUUCUGGUAUGGGAAGAUAUGCGCUUCUGUAUGGAGAGAUGUUAACAGGUGAUUUAGAACAAGCUCCCUCCUCCGAUCCGAUACAGAGACGCCUUUGGCGUAUAGAAGUUCGACAGGAUGAUGGCCAUUAUUCGGAAUAUUCCAAUACGUGUUCCGCUAUGAACUCCCUUUGGAGCAGGGAUUCUUCAAACAUCGCCCAAAGAGACAUGCAGAAUGAUCUCCCUGUCACCAGUGACCAACAGUUAGACAUUGAAUCCCUCUCGCCCCUCGGCGUUUGCUCUUUAAGAAACGCAACCGAAAUAGAGUCCAUGGAUUCUCAUCUUCGCCUAAAUUCGCCGGACGAUCCCAGCCAUCAAAAUCCAGAUCAGCUGAUUAGUUCUGUUCUUGAGUCAUAUACGCUUCCCAAUACGCUCGAUGUCGAUUUUGACGGGUAUGCUCUGUCAAACGCAUGGGAUAAUGACAUCGGGAAUCCUAUCUUAUAUACACCCUUUUCAAUGAGCCCUUCAAGAAUUUCCCUCAACGACCAGAUCGAAUCCAUUCUCCGGAGCAACCUUCCGAGCGUUCAACCACCAAGGCGCUUUAGCCUCGGACCUCCCUCUUUAUCGAUGGUAAUUGAGCGACUGGUCUCUCUGCCCGUAGCAAAUAUCUGUGGCCAAGCCCUUGCAGCGAGCUCAACACCAGCUUCCUACGAAAGCAUUUCACUACGGGGAUUUUCUGGAAGGCUUCUCUACUCUGUUGCUAAUAACUUCGCUGGUCUUGAAGGCGUCGAUUUUGCCACCGUUUUUGACCUUCUGGAACUUGUUCCGGGGAUGGAGUCUUACUUUCUCGAGUGGCUAUGUUCAGACAACCCCAUGAUUUCAAAGCCCCUUGCUAAGAACCUCUUUCGCGCUGCUAUAGAAGCCGGGCGUGAGCAAGUGGUCGAUACUGUACUGAAAACAACUUUCGGUAGAAUCAACAAGAUUGAUGUUGAUGAAACAAUUCAUAGCAAUGGUGCCAGGUAUUCGCCAAUCGCGUUGGCAUCUGGUCGAUUCCACUCAGGAGUCGUCAAAACCCUUCUACUUCAUGGUGCCAAAGUCAGAAUUCCCGACCAGGCCUCUAAGGAAGUACAAUUCCAUGGUUGCCCACUCAGGGUCAUCCUUAAAACAUUGAAAGCAAAGCCUGGCUCCCCACUGGAGAAACAGGUCAUACAGAUCUUUGAAUUAAUAGCUAUUCAUGGGCCUCUAGAUGUCCCAGAGUUAUUUGUCUUGAUUUUAUACGAUAUGCAACAUGUCAAUCUCUUGAGUAUGAAUACCCGAGAUUACUAUAGAAUUUCGCGAGAAAUGGGCAGCAAACUCCUGGAAAUCCUCUUUCAGUUAGUUCCCAAAGACCGUUAUCCCGAGCUUCUCAGCCACAAGACUCGCCGGAAGCCGAGAAAAUUUGUCAAGGCUUUCCCGCCUCUUCUAUACAAGAUUAUAAAAAAGGCGGAAAACCAAGUUGCGAACAAUAUCGCUCAAAGCCUUUUGAGCACAUACGACGACGCUCAAUUCAGGGUUUCAUCUGUGGGAACUUAUUCUGAAGUAUUGAGAGAAGCGCUUAUUCUUGCUAUUUUAAGAGACAAUACUGAGCUCAUAGAGUACCUCUUGGGUCGUGUCAGUCCAGACGAUAGACACCUCACAGCUGCGGUUCACGUGGGGAACCUUGCCUUAACAGACUCUAUCUUGGACCAUGGCGUUUCUGCUCGGGGAAGAAUGAUGUGUUCUGAGCAUCUAUGUUAUGCAUCCCAUGAUUCUCGCUGGUGGACUCAAGAAGAAACGGGGAAAGAAAAAGAGGAUAGAAAAUGCACAUUUGGUCGUGAGAGCGAAUACGAAUUCUGCAAACCAACAACCCCGUUGGCCGAAGCCAUUCGCCUGCAAAACACGCAGCUCAUCCAUCGGCUUGAGAACUGCGGGGCACUCGAUGCACUAUUAUCUGAGAAAGGGCAACUUCACUUCGACGCUGCAGCCCAGGCAUCAGGUGAAGUUGGCAAUGUGUCCUAUCUCAAACAGCUUCUUAAUUCAAACCCUCAUCUCACUUUAAGCAGUUUGCUGGUUCCUAUUCAGAAUGCAAUAGAAUCCGGACACUUUGAGGCCGCUUGGGGUUUGAUAACCCAAUAUCCCAAAGAUGGCGGCAAUAGAGAAAUAAUGCAUAGAGUCGAACUCGAAUAUCACAUGGAGAAUAUGUUAUCUGCAAUUAUACGAAACAAUGGGAGCCUGGAGUUCCUAGAACAGGUGAUAGAAUAUCUGGACUGCUUCAAAUACUUGGGGGCAUCCCACAUCAGAAGCCUGCUAGUGGAAGCUGUACAGAUCGAUGAUAGGCGAAUUAUUGAAUACUUGGUGCACCUGAAUCACAGGCCCUUUUCUGUCCUAAGUUCAUCAGUGUCACCUCUCGAUGUUGCAGUCAAAAGGCAGAAUGUCGAACUUAUGAGAUUCCUUCUAGAGUAUGAUGCUUCUCCUUGCUACCUCACGGGGGCCGUUGAAACGGGAAACGAAGCUAUCGUGCGCCUAUUCCUACGCCACGGAGCAGAUCCAGCAGAUGAAUUGGCACUUUCAAAGGCUGUCAGAAGUAGCAACAAGUCGCUUCUCCCGAUACUUCUUUCGGCGUUCUCUUCAAGAUAUCCGAAUGGGAGAAGAGGUUUUGGUGGACGCGUACUCAUUGGGGCCAUCGAAAUGUUUGAGGAGAACGAUACGAUUCUUUAUCUGGCAAUCCGUCGGAUCCUCGAGGCAGGUGUAAGCCCAGAAGCAACUGAUUUGAGACGGCUUCAACGCGUCAGUGCACUUUUACAGGCCAUCAUAUCGAACAGCAUGCCUAUGGUAGAGCUAUUACUAGGCAAAGGAGCCGACAUCAAUCGACCAGCAAAAGGGGGUCUGAAACGCACACCUCUUCAGCAAGCCUGUGAACAGGGAAGCUUUCAGAUGGUGAAAUAUCUGCUGGACCGAGGCGCAGAUAUCCACGCCCCCCAGGCGGUAAAUGGCGGCGCAACGGCCCUACAGCUUGCAGCUAUCCAAGGCAAUUUAAGAAUUGUCAGACUUCUUCUGGACUUGGGACUCAAUAUCAAUGAGGCGCCUGCACCUGUCAAUGGACGCACCGCUCUCGAAGGAGCAGCUGAGCAUGGACGAGUCAGUGUACUUGAUUUACUGCUUGUAGAAGGCAAGGACAUUUACACAUCAACGGAUAUUGAGAGCGCGAGCAAGUAUGCAGAGAGAAACGGGCAUCAGGGUUGUGAGGAUAUGCUCAGGCUUGCUCGCUUCAGGAUUUGUAGGGAGUCUAUCUUAUAA